Messenger RNA from Striga asiatica, 1620 nucleotides. The record is from the annotation of a GenBank genome assembly. Lineage: Eukaryota; Viridiplantae; Streptophyta; Magnoliopsida; Lamiales; Orobanchaceae.
GACUUCGAAUUUGGAGACGCCUGCGUCGUCUUUGUCAACAGCUCGUUUCAAUCACACCCAUUAUUACUGUGCAGUAAAAGAGAGUAUGGUGGCGCUGGUGGUUUCUUUUCCGCACGCCUCUUUGAGUAUGCGCAGCUCCAAUAGCGACAGUAACAGAUUUGGCAUUAAUACUGUUGGCUCCAAUUCCAUGAGAUGCUGCUUUCCAGCUUCUUCAGUUAAUGCAUAUAUUGCAACCAGAAAUAGAAGGAUUGCGUGUGCAUGUGUCGCCCCACCUCAGGACCUCUCGUCAUCCAGAUAUAUUGGUCCCCAUAACAUAGCAAACUCAAGUAUCAAGAAGGACGAAGAAGAUGAGUCAGAUGUCCUUAUUGAAUGUAGAGAUGUAUACAAAUCCUUUGGGGAGAAGCACAUAUUAAGAGGUGUGAGCUUCAAGAUUAGGCAUGGAGAGGCUGUUGGAAUUGUUGGUCCAUCUGGGACAGGUAAGUCAACCAUCUUGAAGAUUAUGGCUGGGCUUCUUGCGCCAGACAAGGGUGAGGUUUUCAUCCGAGGAAAAAGACGACAUGGCUUGAUUAGCGAUGAGGAAAUAUCUGGUCUUAGAAUUGGCUUGGUGUUUCAGAGUGCAGCACUUUUUGAUUCUCUGACUGUUCGUGAAAAUGUCGGUUUUUUGUUGUAUGAAAAUUCUGCUAUGCCUGAAGACCAAAUUGCCGAGCUCGUGACAGAAACUUUGGCUGCUGUUGGAUUGAAGGAAGUUGAGGAUCGAUUACCUUCUGAAUUGUCGGGUGGGAUGAAAAAGAGAGUUGCCCUGGCACGUUCUAUAAUAUUUGAUACAACAAAGGAUGCAAUAGAGCCUGAGGUACUCCUAUACGAUGAGCCAACAGCAGGUCUUGAUCCGAUUGCAUCCACUGUUGUUGAAGAUCUCAUUCGAUCAGUUCAUAUGAAAGGGGAGGAUGCACUUGGGAAGCCUGGGAAGAUUGCAUCUUAUGUAGUCGUCACUCACCAACAUAGCACCAUCACAAGAGCUGUUGAUAGGUAGUGAUAGGUUUCUAUUCAUUUUACUGAGAAGUCAUAUCUUUUUAGUCUUGUUUUGCCCUUCACCAUUUUGCGAUUUAUAUAGUCCUAAAAACAAAACCAUAUCCAGGCUGAUAUUUUUGCAUGAAGGGAAAGUUGUGUGGCAAGGAAUGACACAUGAGUUUGCUUCAUCCACAAAUCCGAUUGUUCAACAGUUUGCGUCGGGGAGUUUGGAUGGGCCGAUUAAGUAUUAACUGGUGAGGCCAUGUGAUAAGGGUUAAUGGAACAAGUUGAGAUGGUGCUUCAACUCUUGCCAUUCAUUAUCAUAAUCCCAGAAGGAGUGCUUGCUGCUAACAGAUGAGUUGUGGAAGUUUCUGUUUCGGGUUUUAUUUGCUCUCUAAGGGAGUGUUGGGACGUUUGAUCCUCUGUUUAUUAGUACUGACUGGGUUUUGUGCGAGAAUUUCAUUCCGAGUAUUAACUUGUUUUAAUGCUGACAUUCAUACAACUUGCAAUAUUUUAGCAUUAUUAUGUAUCUUGCUUGUAGUGUAUAACUGAGGGGAAUCUCAUGUAUUCCCAGAAACUUGUAAACUUUUUUUUUUUUUUUUUGNUGGUGCU